Messenger RNA from Lodderomyces margitis, 453 nucleotides. RefSeq lists its product as uncharacterized. NCBI's taxonomy places the organism in Eukaryota, Fungi, Ascomycota, Pichiomycetes, Serinales, Debaryomycetaceae. The transcript has 2 exons. The record is from RefSeq and is a predicted model, not a curated record. Bases 1 to 453 code for a protein of 150 amino acids.
AUGGGAUCUACUGCUUCAAAACCAGAGACAAAAGUCUUUACGCCCACCACUCCCGUUGAUUUCAGUUCAACAUUCUUAUCACAAUUGGAACAAUCUCCAGAGUCUGAUUAUUCUCGAGCUCAAUACACUGAGAAAUACAUUCAAGAUAGAGUAGCUGAAGAAUUGAAAAAAUUAGAAGCACAAACGAUAAAGAAUUUCAAACAAACUACCAAUGAUGCAAUCUUAAAAGACAAGAGUAAUAAACCAGGUCUUUCAGUGACUGAAUCAAAUGCUAAAAUUGCCAAACUAACUCAAUUGUUGCAAGAUAAUGCCAAAUUGGAACAAAUCAACAUAACUCCAGAAUUGAAGGAUUCAAGAGAAAAUGUAAUUAAAUGUUUAAAAGAUAAUCAAGGCAAGAGUCUCAAUUGUUGGGAUGAAGUUGAAACUUUUAGAACAUUGGUAAGAAACUUAUAG